GAUGCUUCUUGGAGCGCACACAGGGCUGGUCUCUGCUUGCUCACUUUACAAGCAUGAAACACUAAAGAGAGAGAGGCAGAAUAAAUGGCAGCUAAGGAGCCGAAGAGGAGGACUCUAGAGGAAUAUGGUAACAUCAGAGGCUCUGGAACGGAUCUAGUCACAACUGAUGAACUGCGCUGCUGACAGUGAACAAGAGCAGCCCUGAUACUCGAGAGAGGAGGUUAAACGGAGCCCACUGAUUCAAGAGUGCACCCAGAGCCAUGGCAAAGGAGGCUAGGGGGUCCAGGGCCAGAGAAGGGGGCUGGGGGUGGAUGAUUGUCGCUGGGUGUUUCUUAACCAACAUCUGCACUCGCGCUGUUACCAGAUGUGUGUCCAUAUUCUUUAUAGAGUUCCAACAGCAUUUUGGGCGGGAUUAUUCCUCUACAGCCUGGAUCCACAGUACUAUAGAUGGGAUCACAAUGUUUUGUGCUCCUCUGGGGGGUUUUCUGGGCAACCACUUCUCAUGCAGGUCUAUAGUGAUGGCAGGAGGUCUCCUGUCUUUCACUGGGAUGGUGCUCAGCUCAUUUGCCACUAGUUUGCCUUAUCUGUACAUUACCAUGGGGUUUGUAACAGGGCUUGGUUUUGCUUUGAGCUACACUCCGUCAGUUGCGAUGGUGGGAAAUUACUUCCAUGAGAGAAAAGCACUGGCCUAUGGCAUUGGCCUCUCAGGCAGUGGCAUUGGGACGUUUAUCCUGGCCCCUGCCGUCCAGCUGCUCAUAGAGCUGUACUCGUGGAGAGGGGCUCUGCUGGUCCUUGGGGGGUUUGUGGCCAAUCUGUGUGUUUGUGGGGCCCUGUUGAGGCCCGUCAAACCCAAAUCUAAAGCAGCAGACAGGAUAUGGGAUGACGAGAUUGCUGCUCAGAAAGAUUAUGUGACAUCAAAAAUUGACUCAAAAAACACUGAACUGAUUUCAUCAGAUCUCACUAAAGAGGAGCUGGCUCAUCUUGAACAAAAUAACUGCAACAACAACAAAACUAUUGAGAACCAGAUGCUGGAGAGCUUGAACCUGAAGAACAAGAGCAUGGACAAAGCAGGGCAGAACUUUUUAUCUGGUGAUGCUAAUCUCACCUGCAGCUGCAUUGUGAGCCCAAAACUCUGCAGGCUCUGUCUGUGUCUGGAGUCAAAGGAGGAGUUCAGUUUCCUGUUGCACCCAGACUUCCUCAUCCUGCUCGUGUCUGUGCUGUUCAUGGCAUUCGGCUGCAGUGCCCCUCUGGUCUACCUGGUUCCCUACGCCCUCAGUGUGGGUAUUGAGCAUCAGCACGCCGCCUUCCUCAUGUCCAUAUUUGGAGUCAGCAGCAUCGUGGGGAACGUCACCUUUGGUUGGAUCACAGACAGGCCAUUCAUAAAGAAAUACCGCCUGCUGAACUACAUGUGUGCAGUGUUGAUGGAGGGGCUGUGCUGCAUGGUCCUGCCAUUUCUCUUCUCUUUCCCAGCCCUCGCUGUGUGUGUGGUUCUCUAUGGAUACUUUGAUGGGGCCUAUGUGGCACUCAUCCCAGUGGUAGUCUCAGACGUGGUUGGACCCUCAUACUUGACCCCUGCUUUGGGUGUAGUCUACUUUCUCCAUGCUAUACCAUAUCUGGUCAGCCCACCCAUUGGAGGUCUGCUGGUGGAUACUACAGGUGCGUACACCUCGACCUUUCACCUCUGUGGGGCCUCCUAUGUCAUCUCAGCUGGAAUAUUAACAGCUGCCAUAGUAGCCAAGAGGUGGCGGAGUUCCAAGUCCACUUCUGUUGUAUAAUACACCUCCAACUGCAAAGCACCAUAUGGAACAUUGCAGAUCUUUUAAACACCAGGUGGAACAAUUAUGCAAUUCCAGAAGCCACGACUAUCCGGACAUCCAUGUGAGCAGAGGACACAAAAGCAGAUUUAUUUUUUUACUUUUCAUGCAAUAUAUAGUGUUCAUAUUGUCCAUAC
Molecule: messenger RNA, 1951 nt
Organism: Boleophthalmus pectinirostris (great blue-spotted mudskipper)
Lineage: Eukaryota; Metazoa; Chordata; Actinopteri; Gobiiformes; Gobiidae
Product: monocarboxylate transporter 12-B-like
Exons: 9
Coding region: 261-1775 (504 amino acids)
Biological process (GO): transmembrane transport; monocarboxylic acid transport
Molecular function (GO): monocarboxylic acid transmembrane transporter activity
Source: RefSeq, a predicted model, not a curated record